Ceutorhynchus assimilis (cabbage seed weevil) is the source of this 2629-nucleotide messenger RNA. The record is from the annotation of a GenBank genome assembly. NCBI's taxonomy places the organism in Eukaryota, Metazoa, Arthropoda, Insecta, Coleoptera, Curculionidae.
AAAAGUUAAAUGUGUGGUCUUUUGUUCUAUUCUGAUAAAAAUAUUUAUUAUGAUACCAAAUUUGUGGCUACAAAUAAAUUACGCUGAUAAAAAAUUAAUGUUUGAGGAAGGAUGUGGUGCUCCGCAGCAUGACUAUGACUUUAAAUUGUUAUUUGGGUGCCACAAUGGAGACUGACGAACCUGUGUAUAGGGGCUUCUUACUUUUACCCCCUACUGGAAAACUGAUAAAGAAAAAAGAUAAACGUUACUGUUUACUCUACAAAAGAAGCAGUAGUGGUGUGGGCCGUUUAGAAACCUACGAAAAUGAAUCAAUGACGGGUCAACCAAAAAUUUUUACCUUAGAAGAUGUGAUUAAAAUAACACCAAAACAUGGAAACGUAAUCAAUAUAAUAACCAAAAACUCAGAUAUAGACUAUGGCACGAUGCCAGGCGAAACCUUGGACAAUUGGUUUCAGGCCUUUAAAAGCGUAGCUUUCCCAGAUGAAACUACAUUUUUCAAUGGUAUCGAACAAGAUAAUGAUUUGUAUUGUCCAGCAGAAGAAGGUGUUUUCCCUGUCAAAGUUCUUGGGUCAGAUGCUGCUGAAAGAUGUAACUUGGCCAACAAAAGCUUCACUCUUGUAAUAACAGCAUCAGCACUUCAGCUGCGCAACGAAAAAAAGAAAUUAUUAUACACAUGGCCUUUCAGUUACAUCCGAAAAUAUGGCUACAAUAAAAGUGGACAGUUUACAUUUGAGGCUGGCAGAAAAUGUGCUUCAGGCGAAGGAUUGUUUUAUUUGGAAAAUCCCAAUCAUGAAGAUAUUUACAAGUGUUUAUUUGCUAGAAUGAAAAGCAUGAAAAAGCUCCUCAAUGCAGAAUCAAUGUCAUCUUUAAUCGAUUCUAGUGAUAUGCUUCAAGUGGCUUCAUUUAUGGAACCUGGCUCUAGAAACCCUUUACCACCAUCAAUGUCGACACGAAGUUCCUUCCGUGAAUCCACCCAAGCCCUAAUUUGUUCCUCGUCUGAAAGUCUUUUUCCAUUAAAAACUAUCCCUAAAAAACCCCCUAGGAAAACUUUGCCUUUCUGCAAAAAUGCGCCAACAGUUAACUUAGAUAUUGGGACAGAGUAUGUCUAUUUUCCACAAAAAUAUGAUACUGUUGAAAGUAGGAAAGACGCUUGGAAAACUAUGGGUGUUGAAAUUCCUCUUCAUUCUGAAGCCGUACCACCUGCCGACUCCGAACCAGUUUAUUGUUCUUGGGGCGACGCACCCACAACCCCGUUGAGACAAAGUAAAAAAGUGCCAAACAAAAGUAUUGAAAAUCUGACUGAGAGCAUUUACGAAAUAGAUUUAACAGAAAAAACCACUGCACCUACUGUGAUACCAGAAGAUUUACAAUUGGAAGGCUUAGACGCCAGUUAUGACCAUUUGAAUUUUUUCGGCCAAUCUAGCGUUAUAACCAGCUCGGACUAUAAGCAAGUGAUAACCCCUACGUCUGGCAAUAAAUCGCAACUCGAUUUAGAUUUGUAUGAAGAAGUUAACGUUAUGGAAGCCGCAAGGUCUGCCGACGAUUCGCAUUUAGGAUACGCCAUGAUUAAAAAAAACAACAGCAAUAAUGCCUACGAAGAAUGUGAAAACGAUAGGGUAGCGCAUCAGUUGAAAAAUCAACAACUCUAUGCGGUUAUUAGUAAACCAAAACGGGUCUAGUCCAAUUUUUUUUGCAAAUGAUGCCAUUUUUUAUAGUUUUCUGUUAAUUUGUGACUGUUGAUUUUGAAAAUGUUUCUUGCAAAAACGGAAUUUUUUUAAAGGAUCUGUGAUAUGAAACUUAAAUAAUCGAACUUUUGUGUACAGAUUUUUAUAGGGUUUUUUCCUUGACUUAAAGUAGUUAUCACAAAUUCUAGUGGUAAAUUAAUAAUAUAGUUUUUUUUUUAUUUUGCAUAAAUGUGUUCUUAAUGAGAACACUCAGGUGUUUUUGAAAUAAAUUCAAAAAACUUUUCCGCAUUGUGACUGAGCCUUAAAUGCUCAUCAUUGCUUUUAGAAGAAAAAAGCAAAGCGAUGAGUCUUUCAACUUUUGUAGCAAAAUCCGUCCAAUUUGUAGCUUCAAGAUUUUUGAAGCUUCAUAGAUUGUGAGUUUACCAUUAUUGUUACAUUUGAAAUUUCCUGCCAAAUCAGUUUAUAUUGUCCUUAUUGUAUUGUCAGUAUUUUUUUUUUAAAGAUAAUUCUUAGAUUAUCUUGAUUUUUAAGACUAAAUUUUAAACCAAUAAUUAUUAUUCCUUAGUUUUUAGUUGAUUAUUAUUAUUAUUAUUAUUAUAAUACCAGGCCUACAUCACUUUUUGUUUGUGUAAAUCUUGUAAAGUCUGUCGAUUUUAAUCUGAUACUCCAAAUUAGGAAUGUGAGCUGGUGACUCCCUACAUUAGAACGCCAAUGGUCACCUGACGUCACACCUGUUUUUUCACUCCCUCGCUCCUCAUACGGAAAAUGUCAGUUUAAAAACGACGGACAAUAUGUAUUAUUGUGCUGCCAUAUAUUUUGUUAAUUUAAUAAUUGUGACGGGAGUUCGCACAAGUAUUGCCAUUUUUGUAUAAUUUUAUUUUUGAAAAAUGUGCGAAUUUUUGAGUAUUAAGUAUUUUCAUGUGUUAAAAAAUAAAUAAUUUUCG